Messenger RNA from Carassius carassius (crucian carp), 2251 nucleotides. Its product is annotated as G-protein coupled receptor 4-like. Gene Ontology annotation, cellular component: membrane. Gene Ontology annotation, molecular function: G protein-coupled receptor activity. Gene Ontology annotation, biological process: negative regulation of G2/M transition of mitotic cell cycle; G1/S transition of mitotic cell cycle; G protein-coupled receptor signaling pathway. The record is from RefSeq and is a predicted model, not a curated record. NCBI's taxonomy places the organism in Eukaryota, Metazoa, Chordata, Actinopteri, Cypriniformes, Cyprinidae. The transcript has 2 exons. Bases 716 to 2251 code for a protein of 511 amino acids.
AAAUCAUUGUUUCUGUUAAGUUAAAAAUGGUAGGAAAUGGAAAGUAGCAUAUUUGCCCUGACAGUUUUAGGGGAAGGCCACAUGUAUAAAUCAAGAAACACCUGUGUAGUUUAGAAAUCAGUCAGUUAGUAGCAUAAAUGUAAACCAGCAGAAACAAGAAAUACAACUGUAAUGAAACCCAAGAACAGAAACUGACAACCACAAAACAGUUUGUACAGCAUUUAAUUAUUUAAUAUGUUUUAGAUUUGAGCAUCAUUCCUUCCCUUUAUAGACUACAUUAUAGUCAAUAAUGUAUGAACAAAUGUUACAUUUCCUAAUGGAAUGGAACCUUUACAUAAUCAAUUAAUAGAAUAUUGAGUUUAUAUGCGUUUAACCAAAUUUCCUCAAAAGUCUCAGGCUUUACCAGAACGUUUCAGACAGAGAAACAGUAGGUGGUUUGGCAUUAGAGGAUUUUUUUUCUCUAGAAGCAUGGUUUGGUCAAAAAAAAGAAAACCCUCAAAAAAAACCUUUAAGUUUUUGAUUCAGCUUUGAUUCUUCUGUUCAAUCAGAUUUUACUGACAAUGGCAUCUUGAAGUGGAAAAAUUACAGCAGGCUUAUAAUGCAAAUUAUGAUUUUAUUCCAUUAGAGCCAUUAAGGCGCCCACAGAGAACAUGUUAAAAAAUAUACCUUUAGUUUCUGUUUUCGUGAACAGGAAGUUGUGGUCGAAUUAUGUUAGAUGUCUAAGGCAGACUGUACCAUCAUCAUAAGUUUGUCAUCAUCUGUUGUUAACCAUUUGGAAAAAGGAAGUUUGUCAUGUUCUGUUAGAAAAAACCUCAUUGUGGUUCCUUCUAACUCUAUCACAUGCAGCACAGAAAAAAAAAAAAAAAACCUAGCCCUACUAACAUUUUCCUGUGGCCAUACAUGUGGGAGGCACAUUUUAUCUCUCUCCAUUCAUUUCCUCUCCAUGCACUCAACUCGAAGUGUAUCAGCCACACCUGCUCUCAAAGGAUCACUUUUGAUCAUCUCCGGCCAGGAGGAAUUAUUACAGUGCUUGACACCUCUUCACGACCGAGAAACUCCGCUGUGUCACUUUUCUCAGAGGCCACACGAGACUGGAGUUGGACGCUUCUGGGACUCAGGUUUUAAAGUUACACUGCUGGGAUUGGCUGGACACCCAUCUCUGGUCGGAGCUGGUGGAGAACAUUUUAGAAUUGGUCGUGUUGAUUUCCAGAUUAUGAUGAACGCAACAUCCAACACAAGCAACUCAUCAUGUGUGAUCAUGACCCAGCCAGCAGGUCAUCUGCUGAUGUCCAUCUACAUCAUCGCCUUCAUCCUGGGGCUGUUCUUCAACCUGGUCACCAUUGGUCCUAUAAUUCAGCAGAUUUGCAGAAAGAACAUUUGGGGGAUCUACCUAGUCAGUUUGUCCAUCUCAGAUCUCCUGUAUAUCCUCACCAUGCCUGUGUGGAUAUAUUAUUUCAGCAACAACCAUAAAUGGAACCUUGGCCAAGGACUCUGUAGCCUGGUUGGUUUCUUUUACUACUCUAACAUGUAUAUCAGCAUCUUUCUCCUCUGCUGUAUCUCCAUCGAUCGCUGCCUGGCCAUCACAUUUCCACUGCGAGUCCAAGCCUUCCGCCGCCAGCGCUAUGCCUGGAUCAUCUGCGGGUUGGUCUACAUUUUGGUCAUGGCCUUACACUGUUUGGUGCUGUACCUAGACAAGUUAACGGAUCCACUGAACGACAGUGAGCAAACGUGCUACGAGACCUUCCCCAUGACGGAACGCAUUGCGAUGUUCAACCUGAUAAGGGUUGGAAUUGGUUUCCUCUUGCCUCUGAUGAUCAUGUCCUUCUGCUACUGGUUGAUCCCAACUAAGGUGCAGCAAAGCAGAGGGGUGGGCAAUCAAUGCAAACGCAAAGUGAAGCUACUGUCUAUGGGGGUCAUUGGCAUUUUCUCCUUCUGCUUUGCACCAUACCACAUCCUCCUGAUGGUAAGAUCCAUCGCCUACUUUUAUGUAGGAGAAAAACAAAGCUGCAACUUUGAACCAGCAAUGUAUUUACCCUUCACUUGCUCCCUUGCUCUAUCUAGCCUGAACAGCGUGGUGGACCCAGUGCUUUAUGUUUUGGCCAGUAACGGAGUAAGGGAGGACAUGCGUUUGUUCUAUUCGAAAAUUAAGCAGAGAGAGCUGAGAAGAACCCCUCUUGUUGAUUCUAAAUGGGUUAGGGAAGACAAGGAAAACCAACUUGGGUUAAAACCGACCUUAGGUCUUGUAAAAUAA